This is a messenger RNA of Culex quinquefasciatus (southern house mosquito), 1437 nucleotides long. RefSeq lists its product as uncharacterized. The transcript has a single exon. The record is from RefSeq and is a predicted model, not a curated record. Gene Ontology annotation, molecular function: rRNA N-glycosylase activity. Lineage: Eukaryota; Metazoa; Arthropoda; Insecta; Diptera; Culicidae. Gene Ontology annotation, biological process: negative regulation of translation. Bases 48 to 1409 code for a protein of 453 amino acids.
AUCCCAGAACUAUCAGUCCAGCUCCUGAACUUGUAACAUUCGCAACAAUGCAGUUCAACCGCGCCAAACGUGCCACCACCGUGCGAACGGGCAACAUCGACGACUUCAAGAAGAACGGCCAAAACUACCUGACGUUCAUCGACGGUCUGCGCGGAGACCUGAGCCAACCGAACGUGGCUCACGGCGGAAUCCGCGUAACGAAAACCGACAACGGCAUCACCAAGGUCAUCCUGAAGAGUGGCACCACCCAGAUUCCGUUCAUCUACCGGAACAGCGACCUGUACAUUGUUGGGUUCGUGGUUGGGUCGGUGUUCUACGCGGACAAUGACGUCUUCAAGUGGAUUUCUCCGCGGGAAACGGUCGGCAAGUUGCCGGCCAAGCACGCCUGGAGGUCGGUGCUGGGGGAUGUCAGCGUGGACACGCUGUCGGUGCCGCUGAGUUACAACAACAUCCUGCAGGGGCGCAGUAAGGUUCCGAUCAACAAGAUGGGAGAUUCGCUGAAGAAGCUGACCGAGGUGGGAGAUCGGAACAAGAAGAGUGCGAUCGUCAAGGAACAUCUGGUACCGUUUGUGGUGGCGUUUUCCGAGGCGAUCCGCUUCACGGUGGUCGCUAGGGCCGUGAGGGAUGCCUUCGUGAAGAAUGGAGGGGAGUUGGACAUGAAGACGAACGUGCUGAAGUUGGCUGGGGCUGGAGGACCGGAUCAGCGCAAGAGCACCCGCUAUGACAUCACCUGGUUGACGCUGAACUGGGGCAGUCUGUCGGAGAAGGUCAAGGUGUGCUAUCUGGACAAGCAGGCACCGACUCCGUUCAAGUACUGCGACGAACCGCUGGGACUGGAGAAGAACCAGCUGAAUCAGCUGCUUGGAGUGGCCACGGCCAGGUCGUUCCCGGCGUCUCGUGGAAAGCGCGAGGUUCAGUGGUUCAAACAACCAGUUCAGCAGGUGGUUGAUCCCAUCGGUCGCAUCGGCGCCGAAGGCGAUCUUCAAGAAGCGUCUUCUUCAAAGCCGAUGUCUGCGAUUACGCACCACCUGGACAUGGUAGGAUCGCUUCAUCUCGUCACGAUGGGAAUUCUAUAUCUUUCCGGUCGCAAACUUCAACCCUUUGAGCACGAACGCGAAGUCGACGGUCAGGAAGCGCAGGCGAUCGCCGCUGACCUGGUGGAGAAGAUCAACUGCGUCACGGGACUAGACUCGGACUACGAGGAGGACAUGAGAAUGCAACGGGAACUGUACGGAGCGAUCGUUCGAGGAGCCGAUGUGGUGCAGAUCAUGACCGGACUUGUUGAGCAGAGGAUGGAGAAGACAGAGGGCGUUGAAGAAGCGGUGAAGUCGAUCAGCUUUGAGCUUGCGAAGCGGAAUCAUCUUGAGAUUCCUCAAGAGGCGGAAUUUUUCGCAAAGAAUUGCUUCUAAUAUUUCCCAGUAAACUUCUACUUGAAUA